AUGGGGUUCAUCCAUCGCUAUAUGCAGGGUGUGCGUCAGGCUCUCUGGUUGACCAAAUCCAGUUUGAUCCACGGCCUGCCUUCUCACAUCACCUCACCGGCUGCAGUGCCUGAAAACCAGCUGCUGAAUCAGGAUGAGCGCGUGCAGAACGCCAUCAAACACGCCCGGUUCUGGGAUACAACAGAACCACGGCCCAAAAAGGAGAAAUACAGCAACACUCUGCUUCACAAUCUGCUCCACCUCUGCGCGACCCUGCAGCCCACUCACCCAGCCAUUGGAAGGAGGAUCCUGGCCGAGAACUAUUCAUUAGCAGCUUCCUGGAAAAGAGGUGAUGACCUGUUCCAGGUCAGAGGUCAGAACGGGUUGCUGCAUUGCAGCAUGGAUCCUCUGCCACGGGUGUGCGGGGAAACAGAAGUGUUGGAGACGUCGGAUCAGAUCCUGGAAAGCUUCUAUCCCGUCUCCCCCACCAUCGACCUGCAGCAAGUGAACGUGUACAAGGAGGAAAUCAACUGCUCUGGUUUUAGGGAGGGAUAUCCCUACCCUCAUGCCCACACACUUUACUUCCUGGAGACGCCUGAUUCUAACUCUAAGCUCCGCCCAGAACAGUUCAGAGCCAAGAUGAUCAUGUUCACCUUUGGAAAUGCUUUGGCUCGAGCGCACAAGCUGUACGGGACUCAGAGUGUCUUGGAACAUCCCAUAACGGUACAGGCAGUGGGGACCAACGGCCGAAUCUUUCAGUUUCUGGUAUUCCAGCUCAACACCACAGAUCUCUCUGAAGAUGACGGCAUCAAAAAUCAGGUUUGGUUGGAGGAAGAUGUCGAGCUGUAUGAUUUUGCGAAGGUGCGACCCCUCAUUAAAAGGAAAGAAGUAAAGCACUUGGAGAUGUUUUGA
Messenger RNA from Cyprinodon variegatus (sheepshead minnow), 891 nucleotides. It is a transcript of the gene mrpl37, whose product is annotated as mitochondrial ribosomal protein L37. The coding region runs from base 1 to 891 and encodes 296 amino acids. The transcript has 8 exons. Gene Ontology annotation, cellular component: mitochondrion; ribosome. Gene Ontology annotation, biological process: translation. The record is from RefSeq and is a predicted model, not a curated record. Lineage: Eukaryota; Metazoa; Chordata; Actinopteri; Cyprinodontiformes; Cyprinodontidae. Gene Ontology annotation, molecular function: structural constituent of ribosome.